AUUUAUUACUUCAAAUAAAUAACAAUCAAACUGUUUCCAAGCAACAGUCAUUGGGGUCUAAGAGUGUUUUUAUAAAUUUAUCAUUUUUAAUAUUAUUUCGUUUUAUUAACAUGCCGAAAGUACCUCCCGCACCUAAUCCUCAUGCACGAAUUAAAUACCAUUCGAUAAGGAAAGGGAGUGAACCGGGAUGUUAUCAAUUACACAGACCAUCAGAAUGUCGUCUAAAGUUCCCAUUAUCAAAACGUCCUAUACACAAAUGCGAGCUGCCGAAACAUGAAUUUACGCUCGUACCGCAGAUCGGUGGCUGGAGAACCCUGCUGGUACCGAAGACGGAACCCAACUUCUACCCAGCCGUGAUGCAUAAGAAUGAAUACGAAAGAUUAAAGAGGCAGGCUAAGAAAGUGACACAAGAAGAGCAAAUCGCAGCAAUGCAUGCGCAAGAGCAGGCCAUACAGAAGGCUGCCAAAGAGUCCGAAGAACGCAAGAGGCUCCUCAAAGAACAGCUGCAGCCUCAACCUGGUGCUGAAGCGUCCAGUGGCAGCGCGGACGCGGCAGAACUGGAGGGACCAGACCAAGCUGCGCAUACACUGUCUCGAGCUGAGAUUCUCCGAGCUGACAACAUGCAGGGGCCGCGACUAUGCAACCGCAUCAUCCUAGCCUCCAAAUGUCACGCGAUACGAGACGCGCAGAUCUCUGAAAGGGAGCUCAUUAAGAAAGAGUUGGAGGAGGAAGAACGAAGACUAGACGCAAUAAUGGAAGAGAAUCGCCAAGCAGCUGUGCGUCGAGCUGAAGAAGAAGAAGAGCGAAGACACCAGCUACGUCUGCAAAACUUGGCGGCGCUGAAGGAGCAGAUCAAAGCUCAUGAGACCGCUAAGAUUAUGGAAGCAGAGCGUAUAGAAGAAGAAAGUAUACGAGUAAAUCAAGCGAACAUCGCUAUGCAAAUCGACGAAGCGCAAAAACUGAAAGAGAAGCACGGGAGACAGGCUAAGCUUAAGGAAAUAUUGGACCAGGGUAACGCUGAGCUUCUCUACUACAAGCAAGUGCAAAACGAAGAGGAGCGAAUAAUGGAUCUCCGUAUUGCCAAUUUCCUGAAACAGAAGCAGGAACGCGAAGCCCGUAAUAAAGCUGAACAGGAAGCCAUCAAGGCAGCUAAACAAAAGGGUAUCGAUCAUAUCGCUAAGGCACAAAAGGCAGAACAAGAGCUAAAAGAAGAAUUAGAGCGGAUCCGAAACCUUAAGAUACAAGAGGACGUGGAGAGAGAAUGCCGCCGCAAGGAGAGAGAUGCUGCUAUUAAGAGGAAUCGGGAGAUGAGGAGAUUGCAUGAGGGCAGGAUUCAACAGAUUUCGGACAUCCAUCGCCUGAUCGCCCGCGAAAUAGCAAAAGAUGAGCAGAGCUUCAACAAUGCCGCGCGGCAAAAUGAAGAAUUCAUUAGGAAAGAGAAAGAGUUGGAGGACAAACGCAAAGCUCGAAUUGAACAACAUAGGCAAGAGAUUAUGAAACAAAUAAAUGACAAAGAACGUGCCAGGGCUGACCUUCGCGAAAAAGUGCACAACGAAGGCGUAGCACUGCGCAUGGAGCAAGAACAGCAGGACAAGUAUGAGAGAAAGGUCAUCAAGCAUAAGGUGACUAAAAUGAGACAACAGAAGGUGUCAGAGAAAUACGUAAAGGAAGUUGAACAGACCCUCGGAAAAUAUGGCUACCAUUAGUAUGCAGUUUAGAAAUCUCUAGAUAGAAUCUCAUUUUUGGAAUUAUGUAA
Messenger RNA from Colias croceus (clouded yellow), 1756 nucleotides. Its product is annotated as cilia- and flagella-associated protein 45-like. The record is from RefSeq and is a predicted model, not a curated record. NCBI's taxonomy places the organism in Eukaryota, Metazoa, Arthropoda, Insecta, Lepidoptera, Pieridae. The coding region runs from base 111 to 1706 and encodes 531 amino acids. The transcript has 12 exons.